Drosophila grimshawi is the source of this 648-nucleotide messenger RNA. RefSeq lists its product as uncharacterized. The record is from RefSeq and is a predicted model, not a curated record. NCBI's taxonomy places the organism in Eukaryota, Metazoa, Arthropoda, Insecta, Diptera, Drosophilidae. The transcript is spliced from 2 exons. The coding region runs from base 75 to 635 and encodes 186 amino acids.
AAAAAUCGAUGUGAAAGUGUUUCUUUGUUGUUUGUUGAUUAGUCAAAUCGGGGCACAGCCACUAAUCGCACGUCAUGGCGGAGCAUAACAUGAGCUACGAGCAGGAAUGCCAGAGAGCCGAACUGCUGGGACAAGAGCCGCCGGAUCAGGCGGAAUUUGAGCGACAACGCAGCGCACGCAUCGAACAGCAAAUGGCUGAAAUGGAAGUCGCCGAGGCAACCAUGCUGGAGGAGCAGGAGGAAUCACUGCGUGGCGCUGGCGGCAAGCUGGACGAGCUAAAUAGCAUAUUGAACAGUACGCAGCAGCGCUUAAAUCGCUUCAAGCAGACCGCAUGCGGCAGCCUCUCCAAUCUAUUUGCUCGUGGCGGCAGCAUUAGUGGCGCCAGUGAUGUACCUAACAACGGAGGUGGCGGCAGCGGCGGGGAGGAACCAACUAGGCAGCAACCCGUAGAACGGCAACCAAAGCCACAGCCGCUGGGACCGCCAACUGCCGCAGAAGUGGCGGCCGCCAAGGCAGCCAAGAGUCUGAGAAUGGAUACGCAGCUGGACAAGCUGGAUGCGCUGAUUAACAAGGCGGAUAACGCGCAGUUGGCGAUGGGCGAGCAGACAAAGCAGAUGCGUCGCAUGGCCAAGUAAAAAUCAUACUUAA